This is a messenger RNA of Eupeodes corollae, 1429 nucleotides long. Its product is annotated as sulfotransferase 1 family member D1-like. Gene Ontology annotation, molecular function: sulfotransferase activity. Gene Ontology annotation, cellular component: cytoplasm. The transcript has 5 exons. The record is from RefSeq and is a predicted model, not a curated record. Bases 310 to 1296 code for a protein of 328 amino acids. Gene Ontology annotation, biological process: sulfation. NCBI's taxonomy places the organism in Eukaryota, Metazoa, Arthropoda, Insecta, Diptera, Syrphidae.
UGUUUUGGCAAAGGUCGACAAAGAACAACUUCCCUAGAAGAUAAUAUAACAAACUUUAUAUUCAAUUUAAAGAAAAAAGGAUAAAUUGAAAAUUUGAUAACUUUUAUAUAAAUUUGGGUAGUAAGCACAUUUUUAGCACAUUUUAAAACUAUUGUUUCCCACCGCUUAUCACUGAUUUGACUUCGUGCCCCUUCUUAAACGACUAAGAUAAUUAUUCAAGAUCAGUUCGUGGUGUAAAGAUUUUAAGUUCAAGUGUUUUCUUUAGUUCUUCGAGAACGCCACCGCUCGCCGUUAAGACAAGACACAAUUAUGGGAAACUUUCGAAUUGAACAUAUUGAAACAUCAAAAGAUGUCAAUGCAACUCAGAAAGGAUUCAUUAAAGUUUUCACAAACACCAAAGAUUAUUUACCCAUCGAUAUAGAUGUUGAAAACAGAUUUGGAGUUCUUUUUACUGAGGGCGAAGAGUAUUUAGAACAGAUUCAAAACUUCGAAGUAAGAAAAGAUGAUGUUUGGGUUGUUACUACACCGAAAAGUGGUACAACAUGGAUGUUGGAGAUGGCCUGGCUAUUGAUGAAUAAUUUAGACUAUGAAACUGCCAAAAAAGUUGAUCAAAGGGAUCGUUGCCGAUAUUUGGAAUGUAUUGCCCUAGAUGCUUCAUCUAAUUCAAUAGAAGAAGCCAACAAAAUGAAGUCGCCCCGAGUAUUAAAGACACAUUUACCAAUGCACAUGUUACCCAAAGAUCUUUGGUCAGUUAAGCCUAAGAUUAUUUAUGUCACAAGGGAUCCCAAAGAUGCCAUCGUUUCGUAUCACCAUUUUGUCAAUAACCUUGGAUUAAAUUCAUGCAAUGUGGACGAAUUCGUUAAUGAAGCCAUCAAGCAUAGAACAAUUUAUAGUCCAUUUUGGUCUCAUGUAGCAGAGUUUUGGAAAAUCCGCAACGAAUCUUAUGUUCAUUUUACGAGUUUCGAACGAAUGAAAAAGGAUUUAACAAGUGAAGUCCUAAAAGUUAGCAAAUUUCUAGAAAAGAUUCUUACGAAUGAGGAAUUGGAAGGACUUGUUGAACAUUUGACAUUUGAUAAAAUGAAAGACAAUCAAUCAUGCAAUAAUUCAAAAUGGGUUGAAAAAAUUCAAAAUUCUUGUGGAGUAGAAAAGAAACCAAUGAGAGUUUUUAUUCGAAAAGGUAAAGUUGGUUCUUAUAAAGAAGACCUGAAUAACGAUUUGAUACAAGCUUUGGAAGAUUGGACUGAAAAAUCGACAAAAUUCAACGGAAUCAAUCCCAAUGAAAUUCUUUAUUCAUAAGUUUUAAAGUUUCUUAUUGUAAUUAUUUUUACGAGAUGUAUUUUUUGCUUUUUUUUUAUAAUAGUUCAAAAGUGUUUUGAUUUAAGACUUUAACUUGGUUGAAAUUCAAAUAAAAAUGUAUGACUUCAAAGCA